Molecule: messenger RNA, 405 nt
Organism: Knipowitschia caucasica
Lineage: Eukaryota; Metazoa; Chordata; Actinopteri; Gobiiformes; Gobiidae
Source: the annotation of a GenBank genome assembly
AUGGAGGAGGUGAUGAAAGAGGUGAUGGAGGAAGUGCUGGAGGAGGUGAUGGAGGAGGUGAUGAAGGAGGUGAUGGAGGAGGUGAUGGAGGAAGUGCUGGAGGAGGUGAUGGAGGAGGUGAUGGAGGAGGUGAUGGAGGAGGUGAUGGAGGAGGUGAUGGAGGAGGUGAUGGAGGAAGUGCUGGAGGAGGUGAUGGAGGAGGUGAUGGAGGAAGUGAUGGAGGAAGUGCUGGAGGAGGUGAUGGAGGAGGUGAUAAAGGAGGGGCUGGAGGAGGUGAUGGAGGAGGUGAUGGAGGAGGUGAUGGAGGAGGUGAUGGAGGAUGUGAUGGAGGAGGUGAUGGAGGAGGUGAUGGAGGAAGUGCUGGAGGAGGUGGUGGAGGAGGUGAUGAAGGGAGGUGGUGAGUAG